AUGUUUUCAAUGACCAACAACUCCAAGUCUCAAAAGGCAGAAGAAUUGCCUGAAGAUGAUGCAGUGUCAUCAUCAUCAACAACUCCCAAGGCUCGUCCAACCUCAUCUGGUACCAUGCUGGAUUUGGCGACGACUCGAAAGGCGGCUUCACAGCAAUAUGCGCAAGCUGCAAAGGCCGAAAAAGCAUAUCGCAUCAAGAAAAAGGCGACUCUGGCUCGAGCAAACUACAACGAGACCAAAGAACAUUUCCGCGAAGCCUUUUCUCACUUCAAACUUGCUUUCAAGGGACUCUUUUCGGUCAUUGCAAACUUUACCUACUUGAUCAGCGAGAAACGUCAGAUGAGGAAACAAGCAGCAGAGAAGAAGGCACGCGAAAGGAACCUAGAGCGAAGGAAGAAGCUUGAGGAGCAGUUGGCAAAGGCGGCAGAGGCGGAAGCGGGUGAAAGCAACGAGGGGAAUAAAGACAAGGAUGAUGACGAGUAA
Messenger RNA from Fusarium poae, 483 nucleotides. RefSeq lists its product as uncharacterized. The transcript has a single exon. The record is from RefSeq and is a predicted model, not a curated record. NCBI's taxonomy places the organism in Eukaryota, Fungi, Ascomycota, Sordariomycetes, Hypocreales, Nectriaceae. The coding region runs from base 1 to 483 and encodes 160 amino acids.